UUUUAUUUUCUAAACAUCUAUUUCGCUGCCUAUUUUAUGUUUUUUCUUCCUUCAAUCCAGUACUCUUCCCUUCCCUCCUUUCAAGACAUUGAGAACCCAAAUCCGAUCUCAUGGCAUCGGCUAAGCGCUGCGGCAGAGCAAAUUGUUCGGAUCUCUUCGGAGCUCCUUUGUAAGCUUGCUUAAUUUCUCUGAGAACACAGGUUUCGCUAUCCAAAUACCUUAACUUGGUGCUUGGGAAACAUCAGUUUGUUCUUCCGAUAGCUUUCUAGAGUGUGGUAGAAUCGGUGCUGUUCAGAUCGUCGAUUGUCGCUGAACCCUUGGAAUUUUGUUCGGUUAUUGUUCAGUUUUCCUCUCGCAUUUCAAGUAUAUCUCAAAAUAUAUGCUUCUUUUAACGGCGGAUAACUGUCCUUAUUUUGCGCUUUUCUUUUGUGCUUUUAUCUUCAAUCACUGGAAAGAUUCAAGCAUUUUCUACUUUUUUUCUGGGGUUGAUCCUUCCCUGCAUCCUCCAUCACUGGAACCUUGGGGUUCCUAUUCGAUAGCAAGUGGUUUUUCGAUCAACUACAUGCAAAUAGAUUAUCUUUCCUCAUCAAGUUCAUGGCUGAUUGGUUCAAGCUUCAUUUUUGAGUCAUUUGGAUUUGUAUCUCUUUGGACUUUCUGUACCAUGAGGUUGAAUUAAGGCUUUGUAAUUAUUCCCUGCAAAUUUAACAUUAUGUGGAAGCAGUUCCUCAGCAAAUUUCCCCGCAAAUCCUCAAAAGCUGAGGCCAAUUCAGAUUCCUUGUCGUCCAGCCAUUCCAUUGGCGAUGGUGCAAGUUUAUGCAACACAAUCCAAAGGACGUCGAGUGGAAAUAUAGCAUCCAGCAAAUCUGCAUCAUCUGUGAAGCGGAUGUCCUCUUCUAUUUUUCCGUCAAGCUUUGUGGCUGGAAUUGAACCACUUCUAUCCUUUAAGGAUGUUUCUAAUGCAGAGAAGUCUAACCUUUUCAUUAGCAAGCUGAAUCUUUGCUGCGUGAUCUUUGAAUUCUCUGAUCUGAACAAGGACACUGCAGAAAAAGACAUAAAACAUCAAACUCUGGUAGAUCUUGUAGAGUAUGUCCAUUCAGGUCCUCCUCGGUUCACUGAGCCUAUGAUUGCCGCAAGCUGCAAGAUGUUUGCAUUCAACUUAUUUAGGGUCUUCCCGCCAAAUUGCCGAUCCAACAAAGGAACUGGUGAGAAUGAAGAGGAUGAGCCAAUGUUUGAUCCCGCAUGGUCACAUUUGCAAAUUGUCUAUGAUUUGCUACUUCAAUUCAUUGUGUCAGCGUCCCUUGAUGCAAAGGUGGCAAAGAAGUAUGUUGAUCAUUCUUUCAUAUUGAAUUUGCUUGAUCUUUUUGAUUCUGAGGAUCCAAGGGAAAGGGAAUGCUUGAAAACUGUCCUGCACAGGGUUUAUGGCAAGUUUAUGGUUCACCGGCCUUUCAUUCGCAAAACUGCGAGCAAUGUAUUUUUCCGAUUCAUUUUUGAAACUCAACGGCAUAAUGGGAUUGCAGAGUUGCUGGAAGUUUUUGGAAGUGUGAUUAGUGGUUUUGCUUUACCACUUAAGGAGGAGCACAAGAUCUUUCUAUGGAGAGCUCUGAUUCCACUUCAUAAACCUAAGACAGUAGGAAUAUAUCUUCAGCAGUUGACGUACUGUAUGACUCAGUUUAUAGAAAAAGAGCCAAAGCUUGCGAGUACUGUCAUCUUGCGGUUGUUGAAGUAUUGGCCAGUGACAAAUAGUCAGAAGGAGGUUAUGUUUUUGGGUGAGAUAGAAGAGAUCUUGGAAUCUAUUAAUGUGACUGAGUUCCAAAAAUGUAUGGUCCCUUUGUUCCAGAGGAUUGGUUACUGCUUGAACAGCUCUCACUUCCAGGUUGCUGAGAGGGCCCUGUUCCUAUGGAACAACGACCAUAUCAUGGGCUUGGUGUCUCAGAACCGCCAUGUACUUGUGCCCCUUAUCAUUCCAUCUCUGGAGAGGAAUGCAAGGAGUCAUUGGAAUAAGGCUGUCCAUAAUAUAACAUUUAAUGUCAGUAAGAUGUUAUUGGACAUGGAUGAGGAACUAGUUUUGUCCUGCAAGAGGAAGUUUGAGGAGGAGGAAGGAAAGCAGCCAGCAGUCGAGGAAAAGCGGACGAUGACAUGGGAGCAACUUGAGAAGGCUGCUUCCACUUUUCAUCCAGUGACUGGAAGAACUGCCGUCCUGGUAACUCCAUUCUCAGCUCCAAUUGUAGCAACUCUUACAUAGCUGCUAUGAAGUAGACUUUCUGCUCUUAAAUUUUCCUGUAAUGCAUGAGGAAUUCCUUUUUUAUAUUUUGCUCCUCGUCUUUCAUGUUCUUUUGUAUUAUUAAGCUACUUUUUUGUUAAAAGUGGGAAUGCCUAGUUGAUGUUCCUAAUGAAAGGGAAGGGCUUGCUGUAUGAUUAUUCCCAUCAUGCCUAUGUCAUUAAGAUAUUGAUACUUGGUAGUCAUUUUAUGGCUCAGUUCCUGUUUUCUGUUUUA
Dendrobium catenatum is the source of this 2494-nucleotide messenger RNA. RefSeq names its product serine/threonine protein phosphatase 2A 57 kDa regulatory subunit B' kappa isoform-like. The record is from RefSeq and is a predicted model, not a curated record. Bases 710 to 2242 code for a protein of 510 amino acids. Gene Ontology annotation, molecular function: protein phosphatase regulator activity. The transcript is spliced from 3 exons. Gene Ontology annotation, biological process: signal transduction. NCBI's taxonomy places the organism in Eukaryota, Viridiplantae, Streptophyta, Magnoliopsida, Asparagales, Orchidaceae. Gene Ontology annotation, cellular component: protein phosphatase type 2A complex.